AUGAACUUCGAAGGUUUUAGCUACGGCUAUGACUUUGAGAAUGAGAACAAUCAGAGUCCACGUCCACAACAACAACAACAACCACAACAAGCGCCAGUCUUCCCUCCUCAAUUCUGGUCCGCCCCGACACCUUCCUCAGACCGCUCCUCUCUUUCCUCGCAAUCUACGGCAACCGCCAUCCCGUACCAUGGUCUGAGUCCCGAUCACUUCUACCCCGACACUCCCCCUCCCGCUGCGGCGCAGCUUCCAUCCCACCAGCAGCAGCCAGACGCCGACUUCGAGGCCAUAGCGCCCUGGGUGCCUUCACCGCCAGAAAACUUUUCGCCUCCCACGCUUUACGCGGUAGAGCGAUUGCAGGGCUUCGAACCAAUUCAGACGCCUCCCGUUGCCCAUCAUCGUCGUCAACGGUCGCGCAAUCCGUAUAAUACACCAACGGUGCGUUUCGACGAGGCCCAGCUUGCAAUGAAUGAGGCCGAGAAUGCGGACAGGCCGAGGUUGGCUAGGGAGGAAAUGGCCCAAGGAAACGGCCAGGUGACGCCGGGAGUGGAUGACACGCCUUUCAUUCAGUACGCGCUGGAGGCAUUGACGAGAGAGGACGGCGUGCCACUUUCGCAGAGUGAUUCCUCAAAUGGUGGUGGUUCCUUUACCGGCCCUGAACCAGUCGUCCCCGUCGCGACUCAGCCGAGGACCUCUGUCGCAAAUACGGAGCCAAUUAUCGCCGCACCUCCAACCACUUCCCGCUAUUCACAACAACAACAACAACAACCACCGGCGUCGUCCGCUGCUCGUCCGGGCCAACUAGCGCCGGCCGCCCCCAUUCGCCCUGGUUUCGGCGCCGUUGACGAUAAUACGCCGUCCUUUUCGUCAACUAGUACCGCGAGCGCCCCCGCCUAUGUGAAGGCGCGGUCGAAUUUGUACAGCGCCAGCAAGCGAAUUCCCGUUGCCCAUUCCGACGUCGGCCCAGGCACUCGAUACGGCAACAAAUCAGCCCCGCUGACUUACACGCCCGGCAUCCUCCGCAUCCCCUCCUUCUUGCUCUUGACGACGUUAUGCCUCUUCAUGAUUGCAGCCCUCACCCUUUCCGCCGCAUACUCUAAACAGCACGAUGGGCUAUUGAUAUACCCCGGAACGCCGAGUGGCGGCCAUUACUUUUUGUUUCGCAUCUUGCCGCAGCUGGUUGGUGCUGUAAUAAUGCUCUACGCCCAGGCCAUGAUCCUCACGACUUUUCGCAUUCUGCCUUUUGAGCGUAUGUCCCGCGACGACCCCCUAGAACGUUACGGCGCAAUCUUUCAGCAUUUAUACCCAAAGUCUUUUCUCUGGCCUCAUCUUGUCGGGCCCGUGCCGAUUAAAAUCUGCAUCUUUGUUACGUGGCUGUUGAACUUUACGAUCCCGCUUUUAUCGUCGCUUUUUGGAAUUAUUUUCUUCGAAGGGGAAUGGAUAUGGGCCACGGUCCAGGGCGUCGCGUGGACGCUCGUGGUGAUUUAUGUUUUUUAUCUUAUUUCCGUCUUGCUUCUUGCCUGGUUCUGGUUCGGUCGUGUCACUGGUAUGAUCUGGGACAUCAGGUCUAUCGCGGACAUGGUACCCAUGCUGCACUAUUCCAACGUCAACCACAGCUACCACGGUACUCAGGGAGUUGAGACGCUUGGCCAGCUAGAGUACAAGCUCCGGGAGCGUGCCAUCGAUAGGCUUGGGUACUGGAGACUCGAGAGAGUAAGCACCGCUCCGGAAGAGGACCAGGGAGGGUUCCUUUGGUGGGGCAUCGGAGCAGCUCAGGAGCACCAGACCAUUGAAGAGUUCUUUUCACAGUCCAAGAAGAAGGCCAAAUUCUACAAGACGGACGUUGAAUCCGCGCACUCGAGUCUCACGCAGAUCCCAAGGGCGAUGACGCCGGAGACACGGUAUCGAUACUUACCGUGGUGUCUGCGCAACGUCCAGAUGCUCUGCUUCGUCAUUGUCGGUGCGGCCCUCUUGGUGGUGCUCCUUGUGCUUUCGUUCCACCCCAACACGAAGUUGUCACGGGGCUUUUGGCCCAAGCUCCCUGCGCGCCCGGACAGGAACGCAUUCUCGCCCGCCAACUUUGUGUACCGGUUCAUUCCUUCGCUACUGGGAGUGAUACUGUACUUACUCUUCCAGUCCCUGGACAUGUCAUACCGGCAACUCAUGCCAUGGGCUGAGCUGUCCAACCCGGAAGGAUCGACCGCUUCCAAGUCCGUCCUCCUCGACUACCCGGCCUGCCUUCCGCUGCAGUCCACCUUCAAGGCCCUCAAGAACAGGCACUACCGCAUGGCACUCAUCUCACUCCUUUCGACCCUCUUCAUCUUCCUACCCGUUCUUGGCGGUGGCUUGUUCAUGGCCCUUACCGUAAGCGGCACCUCGGAUGUACGCAUGUUCCCCAAUAUGCCCGUCUUCGGCGUCACGCUUGCCCUGUUGGGUCUCUUCGUCUGCGGGCUCGCGGCGCUGCUUCCGAGCCGGGGAUCGUACCGCAUGCCUCACGCCGUGACAUGCCUCGCUGAGAUCUUUACGUUCAUCACGAACGAGGACAUCACGGAGGACGCGGCCUUCCGGUUCCCGAGGAGCAGGGAGGAUCUCCUGGACAGGCUUGGCGUCGAGAGGGAGGUGGGGGAGCAGUCUAGGUGGCACUUAGGUGUGGCUCCCGGAAGGGACGAGACUUUGGGGGUAAGGAGGUUGCGGAAGUUUACUGAGAAGAGGCCGGUGACGAGGAGGGGUGUUGCUGCCGUCUAG
This is a messenger RNA of Scedosporium apiospermum, 2742 nucleotides long. RefSeq lists its product as uncharacterized. Bases 1 to 2742 code for a protein of 913 amino acids. The record is from RefSeq and is a predicted model, not a curated record. NCBI's taxonomy places the organism in Eukaryota, Fungi, Ascomycota, Sordariomycetes, Microascales, Microascaceae. The transcript has 2 exons.